GUGGAAAUCCCCCUACGUCACAACUGGGGAAACCCCAAAGAUUCGUCGCCAUGUCAACGACUAACAACAACAGUUGGUCAUAUGACAGACGUCCAUAAAUUGAUCACGUGAACUCUCCCACGCGAAGCAAACCCCCAGAUUCAGCCAACUGCUCUUUGAGGUCACCAUGCAAUGCCGUCACCAAUCCCCAUCACCCGACUGUUGCCAAAGGAUUUCGGGCUUGAGUUUGGUGCGUGCAGUAGCCCGCUAACCAAAACUACGAGUGGAUCUACUCUACGUGUCCCAGUCAACACGUUUCACGGUAAAGUCGCCCACAGACUGUGGUCCUCAGUGAUCCACUGGCGAGAACUGCAGGCUCUGGAGCCCAUCGGCAGCGGUGGAUUCGGAACGGUGUUCAAAGCCACAUACUUCGGCGAGACUGUUGCUGUGAAAAAAGUGAGAUGUGUGAAAAACAAACUGGCUUCGAGGCAAAGUUUCUGGGCGGAACUCAAUGCUGCGCACUUGCACCAUCAAAACAUUGUGCGCGUGAUUGCGGCAACCACGUGUACUCCUGCGCACCUCAACACUAAAGACAACAUCGGAACGAUUGUAAUGGAGUUCGCUGGAGCCCUAAAUCUACAUCAGGUCAUUUACGGACUCGCAGCCCCGUUGCCUAUGGAUAAGUGCGUGAAAUAUUCAAUAGACAUCGCUCGCGCGCUCCAGCACUUGCACGCGCAUGCCACAGUCCACUUGGAUUUAAAACCUGCCAAUGUUUUAGUAUCACAACAGGGUGUCUGUAAGCUCGCAGAUUUUGGCUGUUCUUUUAAACUAUCGAGCAAAAGCGACACCGUGGUGACGCAUCUGAGUGAAAUCGGUGGCACGUUCACUCACCGCGCGCCCGAGCUGCUGAAAGGCGAGGAAGUUACUACGCGCGUGGACAUUUAUUCUUUUGGCAUCACAAUGUGGCAGCUCCUCACCCGAGAGUUGCCGUACGAGGGAGACAGACAGUGUAUUCUGUAUGCUGUUGUGGCGUAUAAUCUGCGUCCAUCCUUCACUAGGGAUGUUUUUAUUCAGUCAUCUUCUGGAAAGACAUGUCAAAAGCUGAUCAGUCGGUGUUGGGACAGCGACCCCAACAUCCGACCGACCGCAGAUCAGCUCGUCAAUGAACUUUCUUUGAUAUUAUUGUGAAUUUGCACGACAAAAUGCAUUUAGAUUUGUUUUAUUGUAAUGAUGUUUAAUAUUGUAAAUGUUUGCAUUUUUUAUUGUGAAGCAAAAUAUUUUUAAUAUAUAAAGAGCUUUAAUUAAAUGUUUUGUUUAAAUCGAGCCUUUUGUAAUAUUUUUGAGGUUAUUUUCCUUAAUGUUUACACAGAAAUGUGAGAAGUUGAUAGCUGAACGUUUGUGAAAUAGCUUCUUUUGUAAGAUACAUUUUAUUUUAUUUAUUAGUAAAUAAACGUUAAGUUUCCGCAUGUUAUUAAUUAUCGUUUUACGCAUAGUUAACAUUAACAUUCUUGAAAAAUAUGACCGAUUUUACACGGAGCCUUCUAGUAGUCGCCAUUUUGUUCACCUGAAUUGAAUAUUACGCAAAUAAAUGAUUAAUAAAUUAAAAGCUUUUCUCUUAAAAAAAAAAAAAAAAAAAAAAAAAA
Messenger RNA from Pimephales promelas (fathead minnow), 1622 nucleotides. RefSeq names its product MOS proto-oncogene, serine/threonine kinase (gene mos). Gene Ontology annotation, biological process: protein phosphorylation. Gene Ontology annotation, molecular function: ATP binding; protein serine/threonine kinase activity. The record is from RefSeq and is a predicted model, not a curated record. Lineage: Eukaryota; Metazoa; Chordata; Actinopteri; Cypriniformes; Leuciscidae.